Molecule: messenger RNA, 1350 nt
Organism: Colletotrichum lupini
Lineage: Eukaryota; Fungi; Ascomycota; Sordariomycetes; Glomerellales; Glomerellaceae
Product: aromatic prenyltransferase
Exons: 2
Coding region: 1-1350 (449 amino acids)
Biological process (GO): alkaloid metabolic process
Molecular function (GO): prenyltransferase activity
Source: RefSeq, a predicted model, not a curated record
AUGAUGCCUGGACUUACAACCCAAACCUUAGUCCAAUCUGAGAAGCCUGAGAAGCCACUCGUGGUUUGGCAGUCACUCAAGAAAUGUCUUCCGCCAGCGGAAAACAAGGAUGUUGAAUUUUGGUGGAAUCUCACUGGGUAUCAUCUCGCAGUUAUGAUCGACGCGGCAGGUUACUCUACCCAGCUACAAUAUGAGACCCUUCUCUUCCACUAUCACUGGAUUGUCCCUAGACUGGGCCCAGCGCCUCACCCUGAUGGCACUGCGGUCUUCAAGUCUCUGGUCGCUUACGACGGCUCGCCAUUUGAGUACUCGUGGAAAUGGAACACCACGUCCGGCGAACCCGACAUCCGCUACUCCUGGGAGGCGAUCAACAACUCCUCAGGAACCGCCGCUGACCCUCUGAACCAUGAUCCCACGCUCGACUAUAUGGAGAAAGUGCCAAGCGCCCUCUCGGGCGUCGACUUCUCAUGGUACCGCCACUUCCUGGCAGAGCUGUACAACCCAGACAGGUCCGUCUAUGCCAAGGAGCUGGAGGACGGCGAGCCGCCAGCGACGACUCUGAUGCACGCCGUUGAGUACAAUAAGAAAGCCAGCUUCGGGCUCAAGUCGUACUUCCUCCCGCGGAAGCUCUUCCAGGGCGGUGACCCCGCGACGCUAGGGGAAUGGGACGCCGCGAUCAAGAAGUUAAAUCCGGAUGGCAAGCACCCGGGCAGAGACGCCCUGAUGCACUUCCUGGCCAACAGCCCUGAGGGCCGCCUCAUGAAGCCCAACGUCAUGGGCAUGGAUAACGUAACGCCGUCCAAAUCGCGCCUCAAGAUGUACUUCACUUCGCGCCACACCUGCUUCAACUCGGUCCGGGAGGUCAUUACCAUGGGUGGACUCCGCGACGUCUCCGAGGCCAGCCUGCAGGACCUGCGCUCCCUCAUCCUCGCCAUCCUCGGCCUGCCCGAGGACUACCCUGAGGACGCCGAGUUCGCUCCGGCGUCCGCGAGCGGCGACAAAAAGUGGGACGACUUUGAUGCGCUGUGUGAGGGCUUCACAUACUUCUUCGACAUUGCACCCUCGAGCGGCACGCCCGACGUAAAGUUCUACCUGCCCACGCGUAAAUACGGCCCCGACGACCUGACGAUUGCGAGGAACCUGAUCGCGUGGCUCCGGGAGCGUGGCCGUGGAGCCUACUGCAACGAGUAUCUCGCCAUGCUAGAGAAGCUCGCCGUCCACCGCGGGCUGGAGAACGGUAAGGGCAUGCACGCGUACAUCAGCUACCAGUGCACCGACAAGGGUGAGCCGGAUAUCAAGUCUUAUAUUUCUCCCGAGUUGUAUCAUAAAGCGAGGUACCUCUCCGCCUAG